AUGAGGACUCGCUUCCUCGCCGCCGACUACUUCGCCUCCCAAUCCCCGAUCGAAACACUAAGAGACUUCCAGUUCCUCCCCCUUCCGCCGCCUCAUCUCUCCCCUUUUGAUCCUCCUCUCGGCGUCGAGAUCCCUUUCUUCGAUCUCGAUCUCCGCUUUCCUUCCGAAAUCGAUGGAUUUCCCAUCGAGAAUGCCCUCUCUCAGUUCCUCUCCGACGUUAUCCCUCGGUUUCUUUAUGCUGGAGAGGGGAUUUCCGUCGAUUCCCGCUCUCGGAAGAGAGAGCUGCAGCGAUUUCGGUCGGGAUCGGCCGAGAUCGGCGUAUCUGAGAGAAGAGAUGAUGGAUUCUGGGAGGAAAAGAACCGGGAGAGUUGGGAAUGCUUCAGCGCUGGAGCAGAUGCUGUUGAUGUAUUAGAUGAAGUAGCGGAUUUUAUUCAUGAAGAGAAGAGAGUAGAGAAGUGUUCAGAUUCUGUCAAUAAAACUCCAGAGAGCCAGAGGAGCAAAUUACAGAAAGAAUUACGGUUUGAAAUAGUGGAAGUGGAGCUCCCCCUGAGAGAGACUAUGAGCUCCUGUGAAGCAGAGGAGGCUGGGUUCUGCUUUGAAAUUCCGAAUAUUAAAAUUCCUCUGGAUAUUAUUGACAUUGAAGUCGGAGUAACAAUCACACAUCCCAUUAGGGUCGCAAAGUCACUUUUUUCGGUGGAAGAUAUUUCUUCCAAACUCAAUGAUGACCAGGACACUUUUUCUGUGAAACAUAUUAGCUCCUCCCCGGACAGGACAUUGAAUCAGUGUAUCAGAUUGCCCCAAUUUGAGGUCUGUGAGAAUGGUUGGGAGCUUGAUGACAGUAUUUCCACUAUAGAAGCACUUGAUUCUUUACUUCCUAUUAUCAAACCCUGGCAUGGGCCACAAGAUGAUGGGCUCGUGGUUAAUGCAAAAGAGUUUUUGGGAUCUGCUAAUAUAGAUCUUUUGGAGCAUUUUUCGGGGGAUGCUCCAUCACAAGAUUGUCCUGGACACGAACCUAUCUCCCUCAAUUCUGUGUUAGAAAUGGACUAUAUAAAUUUUGCAGAUAAUAUGCUCCUUGAAAGUAGUUCAACAAUCUAUCAAAUUGCCCCUGAUGGAGCUUGUUCUUAUUCAUCAAGCUCUUUCCAUUUACAGGAAGGCCAGAUUUUUGAUUUUCUUUUGGGUGAUGUCUUCCAAAUGUUUAUCAACUCAGAAAUAGCCAAGAAACUGGAUGUGUCUGAGCAGAUGUUCAAAGAUGAAAUGGAUCUUGCAGAAAACUUAUAUGAAUCUGUUGUUAGUUCUGAGUUGGCUCUGGCAGAUGAUGUGUUCAGAUCAUUGCCUACACCCAUUCUUUCUGAUGAUAAAGCAAUUAAAUCACUGACUAUAAUUGUUGGAGAUAUACUAAGUGCUCUCAAACCACAUUCUCUAUCUGCAUGUGAUGGAAUUUACUUAGAUUGGCAUCUGUUGCUGGAAGGAACAUGCAAUCGUGAAAUUUGCUCUACUUUUAUGAGCAUUCUAGAGGAGAUUAGUUGUGAAGGGAUACAAUGUGAUUUGCAAAACGAAUCUCAGGAAGUGGUAGCUAUUGACAUUGGUUUCUUCGAUGAUUUUCAGGAAAGGGUAACUACAUUAUAUUGCAAUGAAGUACCAACUGAGCUCCAUACAGGUUUCAUGCUAGCUAGCAAUCUGCAUGCUAAAUCUGAACUUACUCAGAUGCUUAACGAUGGAAAUUAUGAAACUAGCAGUUCAGAAAACAAAGGAACUAAGCCAAACAUGAAUUCCGAAAGGAUUUCUUCAUUAUUUGAGUCAACGUCACAAUCCAGUGAUCUCAACUUCUUCUUGGAUGUGAGAAGAGGCACUCCUAGGAUGAAUUGUGAGGAUGGAACCAUGAAGAGAACUUGUAGCAAAGUCACACAACCUGUUGCUUCUUUGAAAGAGCAAUCCAUUCCAUGUAUCAUCCCUGAAGAAAAGUUCCAGAAGUGGGAUAUUGAAAUCCAUCAAAUUAGCCUUUCAGAUCUUAUUUUAGGCCUUAUUGAUCAUAUUCACCAUAGUUUUUUAGCCAUCUUUGAAGAAAAUGCUUAUUUAAGAGAGAAAAUAUUGUUCAAAAUGGCUAAUUGUUUUGAAGUUUUAAGCCUUCCAAAGCAAAAGCUGCUGGGGCUGAUUAAUGAAAAAUUUGCAAGCCAGUUCAACUUAGGCAGUAAGGAUGAAGAUGCCAUGGCACUUGUUGGAAUUUAUGCUCUUAAGCAGUUGGCAUAUUACUUGUGCAUUUUUGGUGUCCAUACUGCUCAUCUAUAUCUAUGCAAUUUGACAAGAAGCAUUGACUAUAUGGCAGAAAAAUUAAGAUGCCUCAAGUCCUUAAUUGAAGAUGUGCACUGGAAAGCUGAGAAGCAGUUAAUUGAAUCCCAUCCAUCGCUGUCUCAUAUUGAGAGUGUUCUUAGGUCAAAUAUUCACAAUGACAAAAAGAUACUGAUUGUAGCCGAGAGAGUUUUUUGGUUGCCUUUGACUCGGAAAUUAACUUCCAUGAGGAUAAAAUCUCAUGAAGUAAGGCAUGCCAAUUCAUCUGCAAAACAAUUUGGUUCUCUGGAAAAUAUUGAAUUUACAAAUUCUGUAUUGGAAGGUCUGCUGCAUUCAAAAUGCCUAUUGAUAUGCCACGAGAAUGUUUUGCCUUCAUUUCCUUUUAACAAAUUCAGCAUCAUCUUGGAAUAUGGAGGUUCAUAUGGAUCAUCAAGAUUAUCCUCUAUAUGUCUAAAUUUAGAUGGUUUGCCUCGACUUCACUUCUUCCAUGUUAAAUUGGAACAUCAUAAUCUUCCUGCUUUGCUUUGUGAAGGCUUUGUAUCCCAGCAUCCCAAGUCUACAAUGGAAGCAGUCUCAGAAUUCAUGCCAAAUCUGCAGACGGUCCUGAACAGCCAGCACAUGGUAGAAAUCCUAAAUUUUGUGCCAACAGAGGAGAAGAGUUGUGUUUCUUCUGCAUCUGCAAAUCAAGUAGAUGACUCUCAUGACGUUGAGUCUGUUAACAUUCUGUUCCCAAUGAGAUCAAAGAAUAUAGAGUCGGUCAUGCAUUCCUUCCCUGAUGUAGUCAUCGUUGUUAAUACCCAAAGUUGUAAAAAAAAAAUGCUCAUGUCUCGAAGGUCUUCAUAUCAAAAAAUUUUAGCAAUGGAGAAAGGGGGAGUGCAAGUUGUGGAGCGAGAAAUAGAUCUACCUCUGGACCUAAUCUUCAGUGCUGCAGUUUGCCUGGUAUGGUAUGAGGCUGGAAUUUUUGGGGACAGCGUAUCCCUGACAUUAGAAACAUCAUCUGCUCCAAUAUUCGUGGAGAACAUUGCUACCAACAUUCUGAUGUCGCUCAGUUUCGCUUUCAGUGGCUGCAUACUGAUUUUUGAGGGAGGAAGCGACUUCCUUGCGGCCAUAAUGGAGUCGUCUGAUACACUUUAUGCAGCAGCUGCUAGCCUGGAUAUGAAUUUACAGUUAUUUUGCUCAUAUAUGCCUGAAUCAACUGAUGAGCUUAUUCUGAACUGCAUUAGGAAUGUAACUAAGUUAGGUAGAGGUCUUUAUCCAGCAAUGCCUGAGUCAGAAACCCUUGGUGAAUCAUUUCUUACAAGGUUUCCUUCUAUAAAUCCAUUCUCAGCUCAUGCGAUACUUUCAUCUGGUGGUACGCUUGUGGAGGUUCUGGAGUGGUCGCAUGAGCACAGAAUUCGGGCUAUUGGGAAAUAUCAUGUAUCGGAUGAAAGCAUUUCUCUGUUCAAUACUCUCUGCAGAUAUGGGGAGAUGGGAGAAUCUAAAUCUGUAAUGACAGAAUGUUCCUCUGCAGAUUCAGAUAUCAAUAGUGGCUUAUUGCAGUCACCAAGGAAAAGGAAGAGGAAUGCCUCUCGAACCUUUUCCAUGCCUAUCAAUGAUUUCUUCUCUGAUGUGCCACUAAAUGAAACAAUUAAUGAGAUGCAGCUGCCUCAAGCUUUCCAGGCAUAUCACUUGAGAAAAUUUUCUAAUAUCCAGAAUAAAUUGAGAAAGACUGAGGGCCACAGUUUAAGUAAAAGGCAGGCAGUGAACACCUCAACAAUAAGUAAUCACGAUGGGAAUGACAAAGUUGGACGUGAGUAUCUCAAUCAAGAUUUUAGUGAUGAGGUCAUGGAUCAUAGUUACACUUUGGAUGAAAUGUUUCCUUGCAAGUCAAAAUCCUCAAGCUUCUUAAGGAGAUCAGAAUCAAGAAGUGAACCAGCAAUCAGAAGUUCCCUUCCUACUAGCAGAGAAGCGUUUAACACAAACAGUCAGUGUACCUUCCCAACCUCUGCAGGGAUCAACCAUGACAAAAAUAAAUGGACUUCUUUAAAGGAUCAAAAUAUAACUUUGGAUGACAAAAUCUUUGAAAAUACAGCCAUGAAGUCCAUAAAAAAUGACAUACAUUUCAAACAGCAAGACUAUUUGAAAGAGGAUUUUAUGCAGGACUGCACAAGAAAUAUUCUUGGUUUAUCAACUCAAGAAAGAUUGCCACCACUUUACGGUGAGAUUCCAUACCCAAGUCCAAAUCAAUCAACCAGGCCGCAACAGGUCCCUGGAUGGACAAUUGAACUUCUUCAUAGGGUCAAGAAGAAGAGCAGAGGCCAUCAGCAAACCUUGCCAUGCAAUACAUGUCUCAAUUGUACUCAGAGUUUGAAGAAUAAAGAUACACCUUCAAGAAGUCAAAGCCCCUCCAUCUUUGACAGUUACAGGUACCAAGGAAGUACCCAAACUAAGCAAACUGUCAAGCCGAAGUGGAGGAAGGAUAUUAAGGUACAGCUGAAUUCAAAUAAUGAGGAAAAGAAGUCAUCCCUCAUAAAUCCAACAUGGACCCCUAUUGACAAGAGAGCAAGACAGAAUCUGUCUUUCAUGAGAAAUGGAAAUGAAAAACAAAGCAAGCUGGUCUGGAGAAACAGAAAUAGCCCUGUUACAGGUGGUAAUCCGAGGAAAAGAUACCGACAGGAAGGUUGAUUGCCUGUUGUAUAACAAUGUGAUGCAGUUCGUUUACUUUUGAUAGAUAUCACUAGUUUCAGUCAUUUAAACAUCACUUGAACUCCUAUGUAUAAGUGACUUGUAAUUGGUUGAU
Messenger RNA from Phoenix dactylifera (date palm), 5065 nucleotides. It is a transcript of the gene SHOC1, whose product is annotated as shortage in chiasmata 1. Gene Ontology annotation, biological process: resolution of meiotic recombination intermediates; reciprocal meiotic recombination. The record is from RefSeq and is a predicted model, not a curated record. NCBI's taxonomy places the organism in Eukaryota, Viridiplantae, Streptophyta, Magnoliopsida, Arecales, Arecaceae.